UUCAGGAACCUCGCUUUAAAAUGGCGGCAUCCACUAUACACCCCUGCUAAAGGCUCUCCUGGCACCGGCACCUGGGCCACCUCGCGCAGCGCUGCUUUUUUGCUUCUCCUGCUAACAGAUGGCAUGUGCCCCUGUUGCUGCCUCUGCCCCUACCACUGCCACUGCUAGCAGGGCCCCUUAGCCUCUGGGUUUGCGCUAGCGACUGAAGGUUCUGAAAAGUGCCUUUUCUGAAAACUCUGCUGCUUGGAUUCUACUCUAGAGCUCUCUUUCCAAGCCCUCUCCCCACAUACCCUUCCCACUCCUACCCCUACAAAACCUGCCUUGCUUGUAGUUCACUGUCAGCAACUUGCCCAUUUAUUUUUUCUCUCAUUCUCAGUUUUCUUAGUCAUUUGUCCUCCCCCUUGAUUUUGCAAAACUAGAUUUUUAGGUUUUAACAUCCUCCCAACCUUAUUCUUCUGAGCAAAGAGUUGGGGAGAUAGACUUUUCUCUCCUUGAUCGGAGACCAUCCGCAAAUUGCCAGCAACAUAUGCUUUUUGUAGGAAUAAUUGAAAACAUCAACUAGAUAGCAUAGGAUUCUUUUGAACGUCUGCCAAUUAUUUGAAGCAAAUUCAGCAAAGGAACAAAAUAUAGCAUUCAAUAUCUUAACCUUUCUAGUUGCCUUCUUAGGACUUGGUCUCUAAUUUGAUUUUCGGUUAUUCUGAUACAACGUUGACUUACUAAGUGGCUUUUAGUGCUUUGACCAGAUCAGACUUGACUUUAGUGAGAACCUAAGUGCUAACAAAUACUCCACCAAGGAACCUGCUCUCACUUCACAUUUGGUUCUGAUUCCCUUAGAUCCCUUGAACCAUCUGCAGCCAUACUGUUCUCUGAAGAGGGUGCACUUGGUUGCCAUUUUGCUCUCAGUAUGACACCUGUCAAUGUAGCACUAAUCCGUGAUACCAAGUGGCUGACUUUAGAAGUUUGUAGAGAAUUUCAGAGAGGAACUUGCUCUCGAGCUGACACAGAGUGCAGGUUUGCCCAUCCGCCAAGAGUUUGCCAUGUGGAAAAUGGCCGAGUGGUGGCCUGUUAUGAUUCACUAAAGGGUCGGUGCACUCGUGAGAACUGCAAGUACCUCCACCCUCCACCCCACUUAAAGUCGCAGCUAGAAAUUAAUGGGAGAAACAAUCUGAUUCAACAGAAGACUGCCGCAGCCAUGUUCGCCCAGCAGAUGCAGCUUAUGCUCCAGAAUGCUCAGAUGUCAUCUCUUGCAUCUUUUCCUAUGAAUCCAUCAGUGGCACCUAAUCCUACCAUGGCUUACAAUCCCUACAUACCUCAUCCCGGGAUGGGCAUGGUUCCUGCUGAGCUUUUUUACCAAAUGGUCCGUUCUGAUUUCUGAAACCCACCUCUUGCACUGCCAGGAGUUCCUGGUCCAAACCACCUUGCGGAUAGACUGGAGGUUUGCGUGAAUUUCAAGCGUCGGAAACUGUACCCUUGGGAGAGCGAGUGCCGCUAUGCUCACCCCACGGAUGUUUCCAUGAUUGAAGUCACUGAUAAUACUGUGACAAUCUGCAUGGAUUACAUUAAAGGCCGAUGCUCCCGGGAGAAAUGCAAGUACUUUCACCCACCUCCCCACUUGCAGGCCAAACUCAGGGCAGCUCAUCACCAGAUGAACCAUUCCGCUGCUGCCAACGCAAUGGCCCUGCCGCCUGGUGCACUUCAGCUGAUACCAAAGAGGUCAGCCCUUGACAAGGUCAAUGGUGCCACUCCAGUCUUUAACCCCAGUGUUUUCCACUGCCAACAGGCUCUGGCUAACAUGCAGGUUCCGCAGCCAGCUUUCAUCCCGACAGGGCCAAUACUGUGCAUGACUCCUGCUUCAACUUUUGUGCCCAUGAUGCACGGUGCUACACCUUCCACCAUGUCUGCAGCAACACCACCUGCCGGCAGCGUUCCCUACGUUCCAACAACUACAGGCAAUCAGAUGCCCCAAUUAUCAGUACAUGAACUGAAUAUGAACAUGUUUGUUUCACAAUAGAACAGAAAGUUUCUUUGGAAAUAUUGAGCAGCAGAGUUACAGAGUAUCAGAAUCUCUCAACAAGAAACUCCAUGUGGCCUUUCUACAUAUGUUCUCGUAUGUCCAACACAACAAUAAGCAUGGUGCAGUCAAUAUAUUAAAGCACAAAUACCUGUUGACAAAUUCAAGAUUUAAAAGUCUGUGGAGAUGUUGAAGCAAAUAGAAAAUUAACGACUAUGUGUUACCUUAUUGGAUUAAUCGUAAAUGAAUUAUCAUAUAGAAUACAACCAUACAUCUUUGUCAUGUAUAUGAAUUAUCAGAUCCAUUUUACAUUAAUUUUCCCUCUGAUAGAAAUUGCCACAUUGAAUAUAACCAUAAAAUGUUGUGACUUUUUCAUUAAUGAUUUAUGCUAACUGAACAUCCACAGUGUACUGUAGGCUUACUGUAUACUCUUGGUGGAUAAAUUCUGUUUUUGAAGUGUUACCUUACUAUUUUGUUUACAAGAUAGUCUAUUGGAUUGAUGUAGAAUGUAACUAAUAUUUCCUAGCCAUUUUCCUCCAUUGGUAUAUUGUAUUAAAUUGGGUUCUGAUUAGCUUUUCCAA
This is a messenger RNA of Rattus rattus (black rat), 2592 nucleotides long. It is a transcript of the gene Mbnl3, whose product is annotated as muscleblind like splicing regulator 3. NCBI's taxonomy places the organism in Eukaryota, Metazoa, Chordata, Mammalia, Rodentia, Muridae. Gene Ontology annotation, molecular function: metal ion binding. The record is from RefSeq and is a predicted model, not a curated record.